Molecule: messenger RNA, 2948 nt
Organism: Castor canadensis (American beaver)
Lineage: Eukaryota; Metazoa; Chordata; Mammalia; Rodentia; Castoridae
Source: RefSeq, a predicted model, not a curated record
AUGAGCCGCUCCGGCCGGCUGCUGCUGUGGCUCGGAGCUGCGGGAGCCAUUCUCUGCUCCAGCUCGGGCUCCCAGGAGCCCUUCCUGUCAUCCCCGCCCCUGCCAAUUUCCAGCUCCCAGGACCCGAAAAUCACCGCCGCGCCUAGCGGAUUGGAGUCAGCCUCGCCCCAAAAUCCUCUAGGCACCGAGGGGCCUUGGCUGUUCAACACGUGUGGAGCCAGCGGCCGGCGGGGGCCCACGCAAACACAGUGUGACGGGGCAUACGCGGGGAGCAACGUGGUGGUGACAGUGGGGACUGCCGGGCCACUGAGAGGCGUGCAGCUUUGGCGGGCCCCGGGCCCCGGCCAGUAUCUGAUCUCAGCCUAUGGCGCUGCGGGGGGCAGAGGCGCCAAGAGCCACCUGUCGCGGGCGCAUGGCGUCUUCCUCUCGGCGGUCUUCUCGCUGAGGCGCGGAGAGCCGCUGUACCUCCUCGUGGGGCAGCAGGGACAGGACGCCUGUCCCGGAGGGAGUCCGGAGAGCCAGCUCGUCUGCCUUGGAGAGCCUUGGGCCACCGAAGAGCACGUGGCGACAGUCGGGGCCGACAGCGUCCCAAGCUCGCGGCAUCGCUGGGCAGGAGGUGGCGGCGGGGGUGGGGGCGCCACCUACGUCUUCCGGCUGCGCGCCGGUGAGCUGGAGCCGCUGCUGGUGGCAGCCGGGGGCGGCGGUCGGGCCUACUUGAGGCGACAGGACCGAGGCCGGACCCAGGCCGCCCCCGAGAAACUGGAGACCCGCUUGGCGGCGCCCGGGAACGGCGGGAGAGGCGGGGCGGCAGGUGGAGGCGGCGGCUGGACGUCGCGGGCCCGCUCUCCGCAGGCCGGCGGCUCACUGCGGGAGGGGGCGGAGGGCGGCCAGGGCUGCGCGGAGGCCUGGGCUGCCCUCGGCUGGGCCGCGGCUGGUGGCUUCGGGGGCGGCGGCGGCGCCUGCUCUGCGGGCGGAGGUGGCGGCGGCUACCGGGGGGGUGAUGCCUCAGAGACUGACAUACUUUGGGCUGAUGGGGAAGAUGGGGUAUCCUUCAUACACCCCAGCAGCGAGCUCUACCUGCAGCCACUGGCAGUCACAGAGAGCCAUGGAGAGGUGGAAAUCCGAAGGCACCCUAAUUGCAGUCACUGUCCUUUGAAAGACUGCCAGUGGCAGGCAGAGCUCCAGUUGGCUGAAUGCACAUGCCCAGAGGGCAUGGAGCUAGCUGUGGAUAACAUCACUUGCCUGGACCUGCCCACCACCGCAAGCCCUCUGGUUCUGAUGGUGGCUGUGGUGGUAACCUUGACACUGAGCCUCCUUCUAGUGUGCGGGGUUCUGAUUCUGGUGAGCCAGAAAAAGUGGCAGGGCCUGUGGGGGACAAGACUACCAGGCCCUGAGCUGGAGCUGAGCAAGCUUCGAACCUCUGCCAUCAGGACAGCCCCCAAUCCCUAUUACUGCCAGGUGGGGCUUGGCCCAGCCCAGUCCUGGCCUCUGCCUCCAGGGCUCACUGAGAUUUCUCCAGCCAAUGUCACUCUGCUCAGAGCCUUGGGCCAUGGUGCCUUCGGGGAGGUGUAUGAGGGACUGGUAACUGGCCUUCCUGGGGACUCCAGCCCCCUGCAGGUGGCUAUCAAGACCCUGCCAGAGCUCUGCUCUCGUCAGGACGAGCUGGACUUCCUCAUGGAGGCGCUUAUCAUCAGCAAGUUCAGUCAUCGGAAUAUCGUGCGUUGUGUGGGGCUCAGCUUCCGGGCUGCCCCUCGCCUCAUCCUGCUGGAGCUGAUGUCCGGAGGAGAUAUGAAGAGCUUCCUGAGGCACAGCAGGCCGCACCUGGGACAGCUGUCACCUCUGGCCAUGCAGGACCUGCUGCAGCUGGCCCAGGACAUAGCCCAGGGCUGCCACUACUUGGAAGAAAAUCACUUCAUCCACAGGGAUAUUGCUGCCCGAAACUGCCUGCUGAGCUGCACCGGGCCCAGCCGAGUGGCCAAGAUUGGGGACUUUGGGAUGGCAAGAGAUAUCUACCGGGCCAGUUAUUACCGCAAGGGGGGCCGGGCCUUGCUCCCAGUCAAGUGGAUGCCCCCAGAGGCCCUCCUGGAGGGUAUCUUCACAUCCAAGACAGACUCCUGGUCUUUUGGGGUUCUGCUCUGGGAGAUCUUCUCAUUGGGCUACAUGCCCUACCCUGGGCGCACCAACCAGGAGGUGCUGGACUUUGUUGUCACAGGAAGCCGGAUGGACCCUCCUAGAGGCUGUCCAGGGCCUGUGUACCGCAUCAUGACCCAGUGUUGGCAGCAUCAGCCCGAGCUGCGGCCCAACUUUGCCAGCAUCUUGGAGCGCCUUCAAUACUGCACUCAGGACCCUGAUGUGCUAAAUUCGCCCCUGCCAGUGGAACCUGUGCCCAUCCUGGAAGAAGAAGGGGCUUCUGAGCUGGGGAACAGGUCUUUGGAGGGUCUACAAUCCCCACGGCCCCAGAACCUGAAUUCAGAGAACUUGAAAAGCUGGGGAAGGGGCCCUCUUGGCCCCUGGCUGUCCUCUAGCCUUAAGCCUCUCAAAUCCAGAGGCCUCCAUCCACAGAAUCUUUGGAACCCCACCUAUGGCUCUUGGGCCCCAAGAGCCCCAGAGGGUGAGGGUGAGGGCAUUGACCUUGGCAAUGGCUCCUCCCUGCACUCCUUCCCAGGCUUCUAGGUGGCUUGUUACUCCAGUAGCCUGUCCCCUGCAGUCUGUGCUGCAUGUUUGGGCCUGUCUCAGGGCUGUCCUACCAGCAUCAGACUUUCCAUUGCUGGAUAGCAGCCCAGGCCUCCUGGGGAAAGGCCUGGCCACUGCCAGCUUUCGGUCUUUGGGAUCAGAGGCCACCCUCCACCCACCCCAGGAGGUAGGGGUGAUUUCCUGGAUUGUCCUCUCCAGGAGCAGCUUUCAUCUGGGCAGCUCCCAAUCCUGCGGAUAUUUCUAAUAAAAAGCUC